GAAGUGUUUUGAUUGUUCUACCCCUGUUCCCACUCUCCCUACCCUCCCCGUAAUGUGUGACCACCGGGAUGUCUCAGGUACCACAUCAGCCAGAGCUGAUGUCGGUGGAACAAGACACCGGGGCACUGCCACGACGCAGUGCCAGGCUUGCAGUUCGUACCUGUCCUGUGGUACCUCCACGAAGCAAAUAUCAGCAACAGCGGCUCAGCAAGCGGACGACUCCAGCGGCAUCAAGUACAGCAUUGACAGUACCGGUUCUCACCGGAGUUCUUCCUGCAUGUCCGGUCCAAGGGGCCCAUGAACCGUUGGCUGACUACCUUGGGCGACUACAGGUAUUCACAGAUGCCGUAGCUGCCGCCAAGGUUCAGCAGGAGGCAGCAGAGGCAGAACGUCAGCGGCUGGCCAAUGAGGCGGCAGCCCAAGCUCAGCAGACUGCUGAGGCUGACGCAGCGGCACGAGACAGACGGAAUGCCACCAGCACGGAGUCCCUGAUUCAACAUGAGAAUCAGUGGACAACGCUACUCGAAGGCAUGUUCUUUGUGCCUACGGAAGUGCAGGCGGCUCCGACACAGGCGGAGGGAGAGAGAAGUAACCUGGCUACCCUGAUGUUGAGCGUGAUGAGGGGAGUAAUGUGGAACAACAAACUGCUGCAGGCACACCUGCUCGCGGAACGACAGCAACGACAAAAGCACCAGCAAGAGGUGGCUGUUUUGACGGCCGCCGUCCGCGACRCAGCAACACAGCGGCARCAACAGCAACARCUGUUGAACUCYACUCUCGCACRCAUCAACRGCAUUGAGGCWAMGGCCUCRGCAGCGCCAGGCURCACGACGGACGCGACGAAGCAGCUCAAYGAGCGCAUCSAUCACRUCGUCACUAUCAUYGGCGAACUAGGUGAUUUCACUAGUCCGGCCACGAUCAGCAGCACGGUGGCCRCCAUCAAGACGAGCAUCACCAAACUGCAGACAAGWCCGGACGCCGCUACAAAGAAUUACAAGAUGCCGCACUUCGACAUCAGCAAGUUCGACGACUACAACAAGUCGGACGCCUUGACAUGGUGGCAACGUUUCCUCACGGAAGCAUCGUGCCGCACUGUCCCGGAUGACGACAUGAUGAAGGCGCUUUACUCACAACUGAUUGGAGGAGCGCAGGCCUGGAUGAACCAUCUGGCGGCUACCAAGAAAUGCACCAUCGCCGAACUCCACACGCACAUCCCGUGGAAGGAGUUCGAGAAGCUAUGGUUCACCCGGUUCAUGGUCCGCAACGUCGUGAAGGCGGCCAUGAACGAGGUGUACACCUGCUCUCAAGGGAAUAUGCCAAUUCGAGACUGGACAACCAAGUGGCAAAAGAUAGUGACCACGCCAGGCUUCGAUUUGACUCGGUAUCACGUUGAGGAGAUGGGCCUUGCAUUCUUGCAUGCUCUCCCCUCGCCGGACGGACCAGCCGCGUCACCGCCAGACCCAUGCAUCACUCACCUCUUGGACGAGUAUGGAAACGUCUUCGAGGCUCCCACCGGAACGGUUCCGGAUCGGCCCAUACGUCACGGGAUCACUCUCGAGGCUGGUGUCGUCCCUCCGCUUGGAUGUAUCUACCGCAUGAGCGAAGAGGAACUCGAGGUGCUUCGUGCACAACUCGAUGACCUUCUCGACAAGGGCUGGAUUCGCCCUAGUUGUUCGCCUUACGGUGCCCCUGUUCUCUUCGUCCGGAAGAAGAACAAAGAUCUACGGUUAUGCAUCGAUUAUCGCAAACUUAACGCAAAAACCGUAAAGAACGCCGGCCCUCUCUCUCGGAUUGAUGAUCUCCUUGAGCAGUUAGGCGGCGCGACGUACUUCUCGAAGUUGGACUUGAAGUCGGGUUAUCACGAGAUUGAAAUCCAGCCUCAAGAUCGGUACAAGACCGCGUUCAAGACGCGGUAUGGGCAUUUUGAGUGGGUUGCCAUGCCAUUUGGCCUCACCAAUGCCCCCGCGACUUUUCAAGCAGCUAUGACGACUGAGUUUCACGACUUGCUCGAUCGCAGCGUCCUCAUCUACCUCGAUGACAUCUUGGUCUAUAGCAGGACGUUGGACGAGCACAUCAUACACCUUCGCGCUGUUUUGAAUCGUUUGCGACUGGCCAAGUACAAAGCAAACCGCGACAAGUGCGAGUUCACCAAGCAGGAGCUUGAGUAUUUGGGCCACUAUGUUACGCUGAAAGGCAUUCGUCCCUUAGCAGACAAGAUCCAAGCCAUCGUGGAUUGGUCGGAACCCCAUUGCACGACGGAUGUACGCUCUUUCAUGGGUUUGGCUGGAUAUUAUCAGCGAUUUGUCGAGUCAUACUCGAAAGUGGCCGCCCCUUUGUCGAGACUUCAGUCCCCAAAGGUGCCCUUCGAGUUCGACGACGCAGCCCGUGGCGCAUUCACUACGUUGAAGGCAGCAAUGCAAGCCGCACCUGCCCUCCGUAUAUACGACCCCACCCUUCCUACCCAAGUGACUACGGACGCUUCGGGAUACGGUAUUGGUGCGGUGUUGGAACAGUGUCACGAGGACGGUUGGCAUCCGGUCGAGUACUUCUCCCARAAGGUGCCUCUCGUCAACACUCUYGAYGACGCUAGGAAGAAAGAGCUACUCGCGUUCGUCACCGUYCUCAAACGGUGGCGCCACUUUCUUCUCGGYCGUCGGCGUUUUAAAUGGAAUACGGACAACAAUCCGUUGACCUUUUACAAAACGCAGGAUACGGUCACUAGCACGAUCGGUCGAUGGAUGUAUUACAUUGACCAGUUCGACUUUGACCCGUGCCACAUUCCCGGUCCCGCCAAUCGAGCUGCGGACGCCCUCUCACGACGGCCCGAUUUUUGUGCCAUUGUGACCACGGCAUUUGACCUCGAUGACGAUCUGCAGCCGCAUUUCGUCAAAGGCUACAAGUCUGAUCCGACUUACUCUACGCUUUACGCGGAGCUUUCAUCGGAUCACCCGCCGGCUAGCCACUAUCGGAUUUCCGACGGGUUCCUUCUCCUUCACACGAGAGGAAAGGACUUGUUAGUUGUGCCCCAUAUCGCAUCUUACGGACUCGUCUUCUCGGCGAAUUCCACGACGCACGACUUUCGGCACACCUUGGCGUGAACCGCACACUCGCACGCCUCCGCCAGCGUUUUCACUGGCCCAACGUCCUUCAUGACGUCA
Chara braunii is the source of this 3158-nucleotide messenger RNA. NCBI's taxonomy places the organism in Eukaryota, Viridiplantae, Streptophyta, Charophyceae, Charales, Characeae. The record is from the annotation of a GenBank genome assembly.